AACCAAUCGCAUUGCAGUGUUUCUUCGGCGUAUCCGGUGUGAAAUGUUGACACACAGUAGUAUAGAUUUUUUUUAUUUAUAUUUGUAACGUUUUAGUUUAAUGUUUUUAAGAAAAUGACGUGCAUGUCAACCAAACUGGUCUCGUAGCUGUUUGUCUAGCUAGGUUAAAAAAUAAUUCGGGGUCUGUCACACGUGUGACCAACACAACGCACUUUGCUGGUGACCAUGUCAGGGUUGUUGCUCAAAAACUGUCGAUGUCGCCUUACCUACAAGAAUGCGGCAAACCUCGGGGGCUAUGUUUUCCCCGCUGUCGUCAGAAAAGUGCGGAUUAAACGGCACCUGGACCCGAAGCUUGUCAGAAGCUGCUCUACCAUGGCUGGCGGCGAGGUGCGGGUCAGGUUUGCCCCAAGCCCGACGGGUUUCCUGCACCUAGGAGGCCUUCGCACUGCCCUCUACAAUUAUAUCUUCGCCAAGAAGUACGGAGGCUCUUUCAUCCUGCGAUUGGAGGACACUGAUCAAAGCAGACUGGUACCAGGAGCUGCAGAAGCCAUAGAGGACAUGCUUGAGUGGGCAGGUAUACCUCCAGAGGAGAGUCCAGGCCGAGGUGGGCCUGUGGGUCCGUACCUGCAGUCAAAGAGGCUGGAUCUCUAUAGAGAGACGGCGUCACAGCUUGUUGAAAGUGGUCAUGCCUACCACUGUUUUUGCAGCUCCCAGAGACUGGAGCUACUCAAAAAGGAAUCUCUGAGGACAGGACAAACUCCAAGGUAUGAUAACCGGUGUCGACACCUUCGGGCCGAGCAGGUCCAGGAGAAGCUGGCCCAGGGAGUGCCUCACGUCAUUAGGUUUCGACUCAAGGAGGGAGUAGAGGCCUUUCAGGAUCUCAUCUUUGGGUGGAAUCGUCAUGAGGUGGCCCAGGUAGAGGGUGACCCUGUGGUCAUAAAAGCAGAUGGUUUCCCCACCUAUCACCUGGCCAACAUAGUGGACGACCACUACAUGAGGAUCAGUCACGUCCUGCGGGGCUCUGAGUGGCUCAUAUCCACCUCCAAGCACAUCCUCAUGUACCGUGCUCUCGGAUGGCAACCGCCCUCCUUUGGACACCUGCCUCUCUUGACCAAUAAGGAUGGAAGCAAACUGUCAAAGAGGCAGGGGGACAUAUUCAUCCAGAAAUUCAAGCGAGACGGCAUCCUGCCAGAGGCUCUGUUGGAUAUUGCCACCAACUGUGGCUCAGGAUUCAGCACAAAUCGAAUGGGACGGACAUUAGACGAGCUGAUCUUGGAGUUUAACCCCUCGAAGAUCACAACGCACUCUGCUCUGCUUGACCUUGACAAACUUCUUGAGUUCAACAAAAUCCACCUUCAGCAUCGUAUUGAAGAUGAGCAGCAGUGCAAUUUUCUGAUAAAGGAACUGCAGGGACAAAUCCAGAAGGCUUAUGCGGCCGAGCUGCAGGAUGAAGACAUACUGCAUGAAGAUUAUAUCAGGCGGAUUCUGCACUUACGUAAGGGUCACAUAUCCUCACUGGGGGAGCUUGUGAGUCCUGAUUACUCAUACCUGUGGGUGCGCCCUUCCCUCUCCAGCGAGCAGGCAGCAGUGCUUUCCACGGAGGCCGGACACAUUGCCUCACUGGCACUCAAAUUAAUACAAGAACAUGGAGAGGCCCCAGCUGUGGAUGAGCUCAGCAGAGAUUUAAAGAUGCUGGCCAAGCAAACGAAAGCCACCAAGUACAGAGAAGUGAUGAAGCUCUUACGGCUGACACUCAGCGGAUUGCAGCAAGGCCCCAGUGUUGCAGAGAUGAUGGUGGCUUUGGGGCCUGCAGAAACCAGCCAUCGAUUCCAGAAGCUUCUGUUGCUUGCUGAAACCAGUCCAGAGAUACCAUCUUUCUCAAUUUCCCUGAGAGGCUCCCAGAAAAUCAAUGGUGCCACAGACCCAACAAACCAGGAAGACAGAUGGGACAGCAUACAGGGGUUCUAUCAGCUGGUCAACAAGGAAGCUGAUGGUCCACAGGUGGCUCUUAGUCUUCUUGCACAUAAAAUCCAAUCUCCUCAAGAAAAAGAAGCUUUGCAAGCUUUGACUGUUCUAGAGGCAUGCAUGAACAACUGUGGCAAAAGGUUCCACUGUGAAGCUGCCAAGUUCCGGUUCCUUAAUGAGCUCAUCAAAGUCUUGACACCAAAGUACUUUGGUUCGUGGACUGCCCAGAAGGUUAAAGAUCGACUGACUGAGGUUCUGUACGGCUGGACACUCUGGCUCAAAGAAGAAAAGAAGAUUCAGGAAGUUUACUCCAUGCUGAAGAAACAAGGCAUCAUAAAGAAAGAUCCAAAACUACCAGAUACAGUCAUAAUGGCGCCUCCACCACAUAGAAGCACAGACUCUGUUUUUGACCAAGAAGACAAGGCAACGCUAUUAGCCAGAUUACUAAAAAGUGGACGCUCUGAAGACCUGGAGACUGCCAACAGCCUAAUUAAAAGCACAAUGAAAGAGGAGCAGGAGAAGGCUGAAAAAGUGUUGAAGCGGCAAUCCACUCUGAAGUCAGUGGAGAGCAGUACCAGGCAGCUCAGAGAGAUGUUGGACCAGCAUACAGUGACUGGAUCGCCAUUACAGCCUAGUGAUGAUUUAAAGGCCCUGUAUGAGAGCUGUGAGCGACUUAGACCGAAGCUCUUCCGCCUAGCAAGCGACACAAUAGACGAUGACGACGCUCUGACACAGAUCUUGGCUGCCAAUGAUGAUCUCACACUUGCCGUCAAUGCCUACAAAGAGCAAGUGGGGAGGCAAGAGUGUAACGGAAAGAGCAAAAAUGAAGUAGCAACAGAAAAGACUCCUACAAGUCCCGGAGAGAUUAAAAGCUACCACCUCAUCGACCUCUCGGCUUUUGACUCACCGAAGAUGGAAAGAAAAGCAGAUUCACCUUCCUCCUCUGAGUCUUCCUCACCUGUCUUCUCUCAUCUGCAAAUAACCUGCAACUCAAUAGCUGAGCAGAGGGCUUCGGGUUCAGAGUUAGUUCUUCCUCCUCCAAAAUCAUAUUAUGAUGACCUGAUGCAACUUAAUGGAGGAGUUGAUGAAAGAAGUGCAGAGCAGACUGUGGAGAGGGGCCCUGUGCUCAGAGCCCGUGGAUGUGCGGGGAAUUCUUCAUCAAAUGGAACAAACAUAUGGUCACACAAUCAACCAUUUACAAGUUUGGGAUCCUCUUCCAGUCACUGUCAACCACCCGUACGUCAAGAGGACAGCAUUUGUCAACAGCAUGUACUUAAGAACGUCUUAGUUCCCAUGGAGAACAUCAAGUCUAGUCAGUUGGAACCCAUCACCAUAUACAACCAAAGCGGUGUCCACGUCUCGCUGCACUUUGCCAGAGACUCGCCACCCGGUCAUCCUGGUGUUGCUGUGGUUGUCCUCUCCACUGUAAACACAUCCUCCCUGGAGGUGAAAGAUUUUUUGUUUCAAGCUGCUGUGCCAAAGACCAUGUCAGUGAAACUUCAACCUGCAUCAAUGACACACCUGCCUUCCUACAACCCACUUUUGCCCCCGCCUGCUAUUGCACAAGUGCUCCUGUUAGCUAAUCCACAAACGCGUAAAGUGCGCCUGCGCUACAAGCUCACACUGACACACGGACGGCAACAGUUGAUCGAGACUGGAGAGAUACAAAACUUCCCUGACUGGACCUCUAUGAUUGGCUGAUGAAAAAACACAUUGCUAUACACACACACACGCACACACCUCAGAACCUAGCCAGGAUGCAGAGAUUAUUAACUGUGGAUAAUAAUAGUUUGGCUUGUCCCUUUUUUGGACUUGUCAUUGUUUUAAUAUUUUUUUAUGUCACUAUACUGCUGGUCACAUAUGCCAAAAAAAAGUUAAUUUUAUGCAUUUGUUACAUUUCAUAUUCACAACAUGCCAUAAGGAGGAGGUCUAUUAAGACAUUUUUAGGGAAUUAUAUAUGGUUUGGAUAUUAUGUAAACUUGCCCAAUGAUACUGUAUAUCUCAAGGCUUGUCUGCUGCCAUCGAUCUGAAUAAAUCAAAACCAAAGGAGUGUUACCAAUUUAAAAUGGUUUAAUCUGUUCAUGCGUUAAACUAAUAACUAUUUAUAGCACUACAAACUAAUUGUUUAGUAGAAAGUAAUGGAUUAUUUUUAGUGGUCCCAACAUUCUCAGUUUAUGUUUAAUCACUAUCACAUAGAAUGAGGAAAACAUAAACACUCAAGACAACUCCCCGUAAUCAAAGAUUGUUGAUAUGUCAACCAGGUUUAAAAUGUUAUUUCAUUUUAAAUAACAUAUUUAAUUAUGUUAUUUCAACCACUGCCACACAGUUGUAUUUUGUUCUAUGGACUUAAACCUCACUGGGUGUUAAGUGAAUUACACUCGACAACUGAAGGGAAAGCCCUGGAGCAAAAGCAGCCAAUUAUUCAUUUAACCUUCAAGUUACAAUUCACUUUUUGAGACGCAGAAAAAUAGAAAAAGUCAUCUGGAUUGAUCAUAUUUAUUUUGACAUCUUGAGAUUAAAAUACAUGUUUGCUAUGUACAUAUAUGUAACAGUGGGUGAUAAAGUGCCAAAACCAUCUUUUUUUAUUAUUAUAAUUUUUUUUUUUUUUUUUUUUACAAAACUUGGAUUUGUGGAAGACCGUCACACCUUGAGCCUGGACCCACAAUGCAUUGCUUGUCUUGUUGCUGCUAGUGGCUCACUUUGGCACAAUUUGCCCUGCCGCCCGACCUGUGGGUACAGGGUGUUCACUUGCCUGCAAAUUAUUAUUUGUUUACACAUGUUCUUCUUGACAGUACUGCUCCACUUUACAAGUGUAAAAAUAAGACGACAGAUUUCACAUUUUUUUGCUUUUUGUUUUAGGACAAACAGAACAAGUUUUGUGUGGUCUGGAUGUCCCAUGUGGCAUCUUCCUCAUAGAACGACACAGAAGACAAUGGGAAGUAUAGUUAGUGAGCUCGGGAGAACAGGCACAAACUUAUUUGCAUGAAUGUGUUACUUUGUGACCCUUUGAAAAGGUCAAUAAAAUAGGUUCAACCCUUUUCGUGCCUCUGCUUGCUGAGGUCCUGACCAAGCAUCUGCUCCACUGGAGUCUGAGGUGAGUGCAAAUCUCACAAACUCUGACCUUUCACUGUGCAUUGUCACAUGGUCAGGUGGGUGGAGCAUAAGGUUGAUAGGCUGACCCUUGCUCGUGCACCGUAACAUCUGUAUCUUCUUGUUUGACCCUGUUAGGUUUGGAUGUCACUAACUCUCUUCUUCCUCCUUUGCAUCUCCAUCCUUUUCUUCUUCUUCUUCCAGCCCUUCUUUCGCCUCAUCUUCUGCGUCCACCUCCUCCACUUGCUCCUUAGUCUCUGCUUCCUCUUCUUCCUCUUCAACCUCGUCUACACUUACCAUCUCCUCACCUACAUUGCCAUCUUCCUCCUCCACAUUCCCCUCUGCCUCCUCCUUCCCAUUCUCUUCUUCUGGUUCUUCCACAUGCCCCUCUUCCUGUUCCUCAUCAUUUACAUUCCCUUCUGUUUCAUCCUCAUUCCUCUCUUCCUGCUCCUCCAAAUUCCCUUCUGUAUUUUCUUCUUCCACAUUAUCUUCUGUUUCACCCUCAUUCCUAUCUUCCUGCUCUUCCAAAUUAUCUUGUGUCUCUUCUUCCUCCACAUUCCCUUCUGUUUCACCCUCAUUCCCUUCUUCCUGUUCUUCCAAAUUCUCUUGUGUCUCUUCUUCCUCCAUAUUCCCUUCUGUUUCAUCCUCAUUCCCUUCAUCCUGCUCUUCCAAAUUCCCUUGUGUCUCGUCUUCUUCCUCCACAUUCCUUUCUGUUUCAUCCUCAUUCCCAUCUUCCCGCUCUUCCAAAUUCUCUUGUGUCUCGUCUUCUUCCUCCACAUUCCCUUCUGUUUCAUCCUCAUUCCCUUCAUCCCGCUCUUCCAAAUUCCCUUGUGUCUCGUCUUCUUCCUCCACUUUCCCCUCUGUUUCAUCCUCAUUCCCUUCUUUCCGCUCUUCCAAUUUCUCUUGUGUCUCAUCUUCUUCCUCCACAAUCCCUGUUCCGGCAUUCUCAUUCAUCUCUCCGUGCAGGUUUUCACCUCUUUCCUUCUUGUCCUCUGGCACUCCAUCUUCAGUUUCCCCUUCACCCUCAUCCCCCUGUUCCUUUUCCCCUCCAGCAUUGUCUUCACUUACUGCAUCUUCUAGCUGCUGCUCUGCAGUUUUUUCAUCCCCCUCCCCUUCCUCCUCCUCCUCCUCUCCAUCAUCACAAACUCCAUUCUGCUUGCUGUUGUGGUUCUUCUCAUCCUCCCUGUCAGCUUGGCCACCAUGGCAGGGGGUUCUCUGGCCGCGGGAGGCCCGCCCACAUCCAGUGCUGCUCCUGGUGUGCCCAUUGUUGUGAUUGUUGUGCUCCAGGUCUUCCAGUGUGAGCUCAAACUGGAAGCGGUCGUGCUGCAGGUGGUGCCUGUCCGGUGGUGGGGAUGGAGACUGAGGCAUGGUGUUGAGGUACCACUCCCGGUUCUCCUCCAAUGUGUCCAGAAGCUCCUGGGCGUCCGGGUGCACCAGAUCGGCCCAUGUCUCCCACAACGGGUGGACAAUAUAGUCAAUGAAACCCACCUAAAAGGAAGAAUAAUGACUGUAAAUACGGAAUAUCACAAAGGU
Molecule: messenger RNA, 6588 nt
Organism: Doryrhamphus excisus (bluestripe pipefish)
Lineage: Eukaryota; Metazoa; Chordata; Actinopteri; Syngnathiformes; Syngnathidae
Gene: ears2
Product: glutamyl-tRNA synthetase 2, mitochondrial
Biological process (GO): intracellular protein transport; protein localization to cell surface; Golgi to plasma membrane transport
Cellular component (GO): trans-Golgi network
Molecular function (GO): ATP binding; phosphatidylinositol binding; ubiquitin binding
Source: RefSeq, a predicted model, not a curated record